AUGCAACUGAGGGAGCAGAGGGCUGUGAAGCAGAAACACGCUCCGGUGAAUCUCUCUGUCAGGGCGUCCGCUGCAACGCUCUUUUUGACCUCCGUUAAGCGGCU
Molecule: messenger RNA, 104 nt
Organism: Trypanosoma cruzi
Lineage: Eukaryota; Euglenozoa; Kinetoplastea; Trypanosomatida; Trypanosomatidae
Exons: 1
Source: RefSeq, a predicted model, not a curated record